Messenger RNA from Echinococcus granulosus, 2523 nucleotides. Its product is annotated as putative beta-D-xylosidase 2. Gene Ontology annotation, biological process: arabinan catabolic process; xylan catabolic process. The record is from RefSeq and is a predicted model, not a curated record. Gene Ontology annotation, molecular function: xylan 1,4-beta-xylosidase activity; alpha-L-arabinofuranosidase activity. Gene Ontology annotation, cellular component: plant-type cell wall. The transcript has 8 exons. NCBI's taxonomy places the organism in Eukaryota, Metazoa, Platyhelminthes, Cestoda, Cyclophyllidea, Taeniidae. Bases 1 to 2523 code for a protein of 840 amino acids.
AUGAGCACAUUCAAAUUCGAGAUGGAUGUACUUGCUCUCUUUUCAAUAUUCCUCGCUGCUCAAUGUAGCUCCGAAGUACUACCCUUUCGUAACACUUCCCUCUCGCGCGAGGAACGAGUAGGUGACCUGUUGAGUCGUCUCGACCUCGAUGAGCUCACGGAACAGUUACUUUACGGCGGCGCUGGUGUUGCUCACGGACCUGCACCAGCCAUUCCACGACUCGGGAUCGGCCCCUACCAAUGGCGUUCCGAAUGCCUCCACGGCUACGGGUUUGACGGUGAUGCAACCAGCUUUCCUCAAGCCAUUUCCAUGGCUGCCACUUUUGAUAAAGACCUUAUCCAUGCGGUUGCCAAUGCAACUGCCUACGAGGCGCGUGCGAAAUACAACACUUAUGUGCGCGCCGGUGAAUAUCAGGAUCACAAAGGUAUCAACUGCUUCUCUCCAGUGGUGAAUCUACUUCGUCAUCCUCUGUGGGGUCGGAACCAGGAGACCCUAGGCGAGGAUCCCUUUUUAUCAGGAGAGUUGUCCAAGGCCUUCGUGCGUGGUCUCUCCGCGCUGCCGUCACGAGGGCUACUGUCACGGAAGCUGGUGGAGGAGGAGCACAUCUAUCUUACUGCCGCCUGCUGCAAGCACUUUGCGGUUCACUCCGGACCCGAGAAUUUGCCUGUCUCGCGACUUAGCUUCGAAGCCAACGUCUCCGCUGCUGAUCUCUGGCUAACCUUUCUGCCAGCCUUUCGUGGUUGUCUGGCCGACGGCGUUGCACAGUCCGUUAUGUGCUCCUACAAUGGUAUUAACGGAGUGCCCAACUGUGCUAAUCCCUUGCUGCUCAAGAGGAUUUUGCGGGAGAUGUGGGGAUUCAAGGGCUUCGUGAUUAGUGACGAAGGUGCACUGCAAUUCUUGGUUUCCGAGCACAGAGCUUUUAGCACCUAUCUUGAAGCCGCCAAGGCAGCUUUUGACGCGGGUGUCAACAUUGAAAAUUCACAAGAGAUCGUCCGCGGUGUCUACAGCUCCCUCCCCCUGCUUGUUGCUGCUGGAAUCAUCAGGAGGUACCAACUGGAGGAGAUGAAUCGACCUCUCUUUCUCACUCGUAUGCGACAAGGAGAAUUUGAUCCCCCGGACAGUAACCCUUACUCCUCACUGAGCAAAGACGACUUUAUCCAAAGCCCCAAACACCGACAACUUUCAUUAGUAGCUGGAUGUCGGUCAACGGUGCUACUCAAGAACACGAAUCGUUUUCUACCCUUUUCAAAAAGGGUCAAGAAUCUCGCUCUUAUCGGUCCUUUUGCAAAGCGCAUGGACGAGCUGACUGGCUCCUAUUCAGCCUCCCGCAUGCCGCAAUACGAAACCACCUUGGAAGAAGGUCUGAAGGAAGUUGCUGACGUCCUGUACACCCUGGAAUUCUGUAACAACGGCGCUCGCUGCACCUCGGGCGAUGAGGCUGGUCUUAUCAAAUUACUCAAUUCCACGAAGGCAAAAAUGCCCAAUGCCAUUAUAGUCACCCUUGGCACGGGCAGCACUCUGGUCACGGAGUCUCAAGAUGCACGGAGCCUGCAGCUCUUCGGUCAGCAGCAGCGAAUGCUUGAGCUUAUCUCCAUCCACGCGCCGUCAGUUCCUGUUGUAGUCUUCGUCUACUCUGCUGGACCUGUGAACAUAUCGGCUGCGAUUGUGUCGCCUCAGGUGCAAUCCAUCCUCUGGUUCGGGUACCCCGGUCAAGAGGCAGGCCGAAUAGCCGCGCGCAUGCUCCUGGGUAAUCCGGGCGCUCCGUACUACUCCGAGGGAGUACCUACUUCUCUCUACUCCGGCAUCGAUACCUUAACCACUACUGCCGGCCUUGACAGACAUUGGGGAUAUUGGUGGUUGCCAGCAGGUCGUCUGCCCUUCACCUGGUACGCCAGUCUUUCGAACCUGCCCGCAAUCACCGACUACGAGAUUAGCAACUACACCUAUCGUUUCAACCCGCUUCAUGUCUGUCUGCGGAAUAACACUACCUGCCAAGAAGUGGCCUUUCCUUUCGGCUACGGGCUCUCCUACAACUAUGCUCCCUCCAUUGGUGGGGGCUUCGCCUACCGAAAUCUCGACUUGCCCGUUCUCACUGUUUCUGCUUCGAUCGGUUUCACUUUCACAGUGGAGGUCGUCAACAGGGGUGUACUUGCCUCCGAGGAGGUUGUACAGGUCUACCUCGACUGGUUGACUCUUUUUGGAACCAAAGUAGAGGAUAACUUCGGUGGACGGUACAAAGCGGCUUCGAGACAGUUAGUGGGCUUUGAGCGGCUUUCACUUUUCGCUGGAGAAGUGCGAAAGGUGCGAUUCGUAGUGGUACCAGAGCAAUUGAAGGUGUGGAGCUACGUGACGAAGACUCAGUCACAGCUCUGCCUCGCGAACAUGCGUAACAACAAUAACUGUGGCGGACCGGUGGCUGCCUCGGGAACUGUUCGCCUCAGUAUCGGUGGUCAGCAGCCCUUUCAGGCAAAAGCAGUUAAUUCUAAUGUUAUUGUCGCGAUGCUAGUUGUGAUUGACCACUGA